AUGCAAGGAGACCGAAUGUUGAGGGAACAGUUGCGAGUGCAGAACAAGCGUCAAAACGCACAGACAACCAUCCAAGAUGAGAAUAGCACUACCACUGCUAACAAACGGUAUAAACCGGACAACGGUGCACCCAACCAAAACAAGCCAGUGGGACAGGCACAAGAGAAGAGAGGGGCACGUGAAGAGCAUCGGUUCAGUAAAUGUCCCAAGAAAAAAGGAAAUCAAGCCAAACAGGCUGAGGAGCGGGCCAAGAAGGAUGUGCAAUAG
Molecule: messenger RNA, 267 nt
Organism: Sphaeroforma arctica JP610
Lineage: Eukaryota; Ichthyosporea; Ichthyophonida
Exons: 2
Coding region: 1-267 (88 amino acids)
Source: RefSeq, a predicted model, not a curated record